UAUAUCGGCGGCGCGUUGGGAUAUUAUAAUUAUUGCGUGUGGGUGCAGCAUGCAGGUCAGGUUCUACAACAUACAAGAGGAACACCAAUACAACCUACAUUUGUAAUGGAUAACUGGCACCCCAUGGCAGACGAUUAUGCAAAUCCUUCUUUUAACUCGUACAAUAAGGGUCCUGCUUCCGGCCUCAGAGGAAAUGGGGCAAGCCGCAAUGGACCUAGGAGACAUCGUUUGUUCGUAAAUGGUUUGCCCAAGGAAAUGACAACAAAAGGGCUGGAAAACUUAUUUUCCUCUGUAGCCACAGUGACAGACUGUUUCGUGAAACCUUCUGACAAACCUUAUACUUAUGGGUUUGUUAAUGUAGGUACGCCAAAGGAAGUAGAGAAUGCUAUAAGGAAACUUGACGGUCAUCGAAUUAAAGAUACAUGCAUCAAAGUAGCCGUGGCAAGAGAGGGUCCAUCCGAGCAUUUUAACAGAGAUGGUGGUAGGCCACCUUUCAGGCCAAGUCCUGGUGGUGAUGCGCGGGAGACGAUGAGACCUCAAUCCCAUUCAGCACCAUCCAGCAUGAACAAUGGUAUCCCUGUCAAUGGCUUCGCAAAGGGUGUGGAUGAUGAGGCUCCCCAGAGCAACAGGUCCCCUGCCCAACAGACCUCUCCAAUGAGCAGCAUGGUGACUGCAGGUUGUGAGGAAUGUCAACGACUGCUAAUGGCCCUGAUGACUCACAUGCAGCAGAACCAUAGCCAAGGUCAAAACCAAGGCGGCGGAAAGCAAGAGGCUGGUUCCAGAGUAUCUCGUGAUGUAACAUCCCCAGCCAAUGGCAGGUCCAGUAAUCUGCCUUACAAUGGUCCUGGAACCAGGAUUCAUCGGUCAGAUGAUGACGCAAACCAGAGGCAGGUCAACAGUCUCCCUACAAGGGGGAGGUCUCCAGCGGAAAGAAGUCAGGGCCAGAGCUUCCAAAGCCCUACAGGAAGUGCAUUCAGCAAGCCCAGUCCGACACAGACCAAAAAUCUUGAUGUGAAGAAGCCAACACCAGUGCCGAUGCCUAAGGAUCAGGAUGCUCAGAAUCAGAGUCCACCAAAGGUGAAGUCACCCAGAAGGGCGUCAGAAAGGAAGGCAGAAUCUGACUUGAAACCGUGUGAAGCAUGUGGGAAGUCAGGGUCUAAGCAUUGCUCUAAGUGUGGUGCUCCAUACUGCUCUGUUGUCUGCCAGAAGGGUGACUGGAAGAAACACAAGAACAAGUGCAAACCGAGCCAGUCCAGUGGCGAACAAAAGGACACAGGUGCGUCACUCCCUGCAUUGUCAUCUCUUAAUCUGAAGUAUGUUGAACCAUCAAAGAAAGAAAUGAGAGUGGUACUUACUCAUAAGAACAACCCUGGCUCAUUCUGGGUUCAAGUUGGCGAUGAGGAGAAUGUGAAGUUGUACAAUAAAAUGCUGGAACUCCUCAUGGAGCAAGUACAGGCUUCUGGACCUCUACAAGACCCCAAACCUGGGAAGAUGUGCAUAUCCAAGUAUGCCGUCGAUGAUUCAUGGUAUCGAGCAACCAUCCAGACAAUCAAUAAAGAACGUGUAGCCACUGUCUUCAUGUUGGACUUUGGUAACACCGAGGAGGUUCCCUUCAACGACCUUCGACCUGCAUUGCCAGAGAUAGUAGAAUUCCCAGUAUUUGGAUUGCACUGUGCUAUAGCUGAUAUAGAGCCAAGGGGUAGCUCAGGCAGGUGGUGCUAUGAUAGUGUGAAGCUGAUGGACAAACUGAUGGAGGAAUGUCCAUUACCCACAGUACGCUUUGAAGGAAAGAAAGCAGGCAUCCACCAAGUUGUUAUGAAAGUCGAGGAUAAGAAAUUAGGCACAGUGUCCGUUGGCGAUGCUUUGAUCAAACAGGAACUGGCAUGGCCCAAGGGUAGACAAGCAGCACCGCCACCCAGGAAAGUUCUAUUGAAGAGCUCUAUGAAGCGUCUGGAGAUGCCUUCCGGGGGAGAACCGGUUAGGAUUGCAAUCAACAACUAUGUGAACCCAAGGGAGAUGCAGUGCCAGGUUAUCACCCCUGAAAGUUUGAAGGCAAUAGAAGAGUUGUCAGGAGCAUUGAAUUCUUGCAUGGAGGGCAAGUCACAGCCACCUGGUUUCACCCCGAUGCUUGGUGAAGUUUGUGCCGGCAGGUUCACACAGGAUGACCAGUGGUAUAGGGUGAGCAUACAGUCUGCCAAGAUGGACGGAGGUUACUUUGUGGAGUACAUUGACUUUGGUAACACAGAGGUCCUUGAUCCAGCAAGAAUGUGCCCUCUACCAACCCAAUUCCACAACACACCCCAGCAAUCGUUUGUUGCUUCCUUCGCAGAUCUUCCUGCUGGUGAUAUCUCCCAGGACCUCUCCCAGGCAACCAUGCAGCGGCUCAGCCAGUGCAAAGAAGGAUUCUUUCUGGCAACUUUCACAGAGAAGGACGACACAAUCUUCGUGAACUUGCAGGAUCCAAACACAAAUGAGAACAUUGCUGAGGCAGUUGGGCUUGUCCAGCCAAAGGUCAAAGCUCCCAAGGUUUCAGACAUGACCUUCAGGACAUUGCCAUUGAACAAAGAUACAGAGUUUGUGAUUACCGAGGCGGUAUCACCUGGAGAGUUUUAUGGCUUCUCCCCGUCUGAUGCUGAAAGUUCCCAGAUUCUAGGAUUGGUUGGAGAAGGAGGAAAGGAGGUCAGUAGCCAGCCAGCUGUUCAAAAUUUCAGACCAGGAGUUGGGAAUGUGUGCUGGGCUCAAUUUUCGGAGGACAAGGACUGGUACCGUGCCGCCAUCCUGCAGGAGUUGCCCAACGACGAGUUUGAUGUCCAAUACAUCGACUACGGCAAUGGAGAGAAGGUUCACUUAUCUCUUAUGAGGCCAAUCAGUGAUGACAUAGUGGCUGUACCAGUACUUGGCAUCAGAUGCUGUAUUGCUGGACUUCCCAAUGACAAUGGACAAUGGAGCGAAGAGAUUAAUAACACCCUGAAAGAGAUGACUGGUGUUGGAAGCAAGAAGAUCAUCCUCAGAGCCAUUGAGCAUAGGAAGAAUGUGACAUAUGUAGGGCUUGAGGAUCCAGCUACAGGCCUGAACAUAUCCCAGGAAAUCAUCAACCUGGUGAAGGAAGCUUCAGGCGUUGAACCAUCUGUAGUCAGCGGACCAUCCUCUCUUUCUUCCCAUCCAUCCAUUGGGGAAUCCCCUAGAGGACACAGACAGCAGAAGCAGCCCAGUACACCAAACCAGCCGCGUAGUGCUCCGGUCAUCGCGCUCAGUCCAGAGCAGAUACAAACCAUGCAGGAGCAAAUGGCCAUGCUACAAGCCCAGCUCAAUAUGGCUAAGGGCAUGUCCGCAUAAGGACACGUGUAUGUGAAGUCUAGUCAACCCAUAGGUACUAUGCUGUCAAGUUGAUCUCUUGAAUUUCUCAAGGUCACAGGCCAAGCAAGAUUAUGGUUUCUAAGUUAAUAGUAAAGUCUGAGUGUUAACCUUUGUCCAGAGAAGAUUGGUAGAAACGUACAGAUUGCUCCAGUUUCUUAGCAUGCAAAGAUUUUUUUUUUUUGUAAUGAAGCUGCUCGUUUUUAUUUUACCCUACAAGAGAGGUUGAAAAUCUUAUCCUGCAUGCUUUUCUCAAUAAAUUUGUCAGAUAAGCAUAGUUACCAGUUUGUGACUGUGGCCUCAGAAGUUAAGCAUCAAUCAUGUGUUAUGUUGCAGUCAGAGGUCACAUGGUAAGGUCAAAGGUCAUUUUCAGGUCAACAUUAAAGUUUACGUGCAAGGCUCUUAUGA
Lytechinus variegatus (green sea urchin) is the source of this 3762-nucleotide messenger RNA. RefSeq names its product tudor domain-containing protein 1-like (gene tdrd1). Gene Ontology annotation, molecular function: RNA binding. Lineage: Eukaryota; Metazoa; Echinodermata; Echinoidea; Temnopleuroida; Toxopneustidae. The transcript is spliced from 20 exons. The record is from RefSeq and is a predicted model, not a curated record. The coding region runs from base 106 to 3336 and encodes 1076 amino acids.